Molecule: messenger RNA, 2796 nt
Organism: Symbiodinium sp. CCMP2592
Lineage: Eukaryota; Dinophyceae; Suessiales; Symbiodiniaceae
Source: the annotation of a GenBank genome assembly
AUGAAAGCAGUUGGCUUUUUCAUUGGAAUCGCGCUCGCAACAAGUGCUGUGGCGCAGCCGUUGGACUUUGUGGUCGAUCCGAUGCAGUCUUCAAUUGAUCUCACGAUCGAGAUCGACCUUGGGACAUUGGGUGGAGACACCGAUUCGGACAGCUCGUCAGUCUCCGGCAUGGUAACGGCAUCAUUUGAUGAUCCCGCUGCGCCGAGCGAGUCUUCGCUGCAUGAUUUCUUUGGCGCGAUUGAUAACGAUCUGAUGUUCAACUGGGAACCGGCGUUUCUAUCAACCGCUUCAGCGACACUGACAGGCGGAUCGGUGGAAUACGCGGAGCCGGGAACGAUUCUGGGUCCUGUUCCGGUCAUGUCUGGCGAUGUGACCUUCCCGAUGGUGCCGACGAUCGUGAGCGGUGUGCUCACUGUGGACUACAACAUCUUCCUCUUUGGGAGUGGGUCGGAGGUUAUCAAUCUCGCGGACCUGGGUCCUACCGCGGACGAUAUUUCUGGGAUGGUCGUUGUGGGAGCAGAUGACAUCACGCUGACGAACACGAUCGAGAUCGAAACGAGUCAGCCGUUGGUUGUUGAAGGCAGCGAGAUUGGGAUGGUCAACGUGACUGGAACAGCGACGCUCGUCGCAACAGCGGACCUGCCGAGCUGUGCUCCGGAUUUCACAGAUGACGGACAGCUCAACUUCCUCGAUGUGUCCGCGUUCCUCGGUUUGUUUGCGGUGCAGGAUCCCGCAGCGGAUAUCAAUGUAGACGGGCAGUACAACUUCCUCGAUGUUUCAUUGUUCCUGAGCUUGUUCGGAAUCGACUUCAAACGUCACAAACCAACCUACAUGAAGAUCCCGAAUUUCGGGAUCUUUUCUUGCAUCCUUUCACUGGUUCCGGGAUGUGCGAUGAAUGGUCCUGGAGACGGUGCCGCUUUGUAUAAACACCGAACAGCAUUGACCGGCGUGAUGGCUGGAUUGAUCGCGUUGACUGGUCUUGCGACCUCAGCGAUCUCGGCGCCUGUGCCGACCACGAUCGAUGACUUCUUCCUUCCAGGUACGCAGCCUGAGACAUUGAGUCACCCGAUCUCGGACUCGAACAACUGUGCCGCGUGUCACUCUGUUCCUGAGCACGACUUUGAUCCUUCAGAGGGUUGGGUCAGUUCGAUGAUGGGACAAGCAACACGCGAUCCAAUUUUCCACGCGGCGUUGUCGAUCGCGAAUCAGGAUGUUGCGUUCGCGGGUGACUUGUGUCUGCGUUGUCACACACCGAAUGGUUGGUUGAGCGGCCGCUCGGAACCAACAGAUGGCUCGGCGCUUGAGGGGAUCGACUUCCAAGGAGUUUCGUGUAACUUCUGUCACCGCAUGGUGGAUCCGGAGAACAUCGACAACCCAAACCCAACACCAAUGGCGGACCUCGAAGUCUUCCAAGGGAUCAAGGGAUUGAACGACGGUGUUGAUGAGGUGACUCCAAAUCCGCACACAGGUGCGUAUGUGGUGGAUUUUUUCGAUCGUCGUCGCGGACCGUUUGAUCUUGGUGAGUUCUUCUUCCACGCUUGGGAGAUAUCGCCGUUCCAUCAGAGUUCAGCGAUGUGUGCGACUUGUCACGAUGUGUCCAACCCUGCGUUUAGCGAGCAGCCCGAUGGGACCUACGCGCUCAAUGCGCUGGGGACCCCUCACGAAACUUUCGACAAAUACGACAUGUUCCCGGUCGAACGGACCUAUUCCGAGUGGUUGCAGAGUGACUUUGCGAUCGCGCCGAUCGAUAUGGGUGGACGCUUCGGUGGUAACAAGAUCGAGGUUUCCACUUGUCAGGACUGUCACAUGCCGGAUGUGACUGAGAACGCUUGCCGUAUCGAUGAGACGGAUCGUCCAGACAUGCCGGCGCACCAUUUCAACGGCGGGAACAACUGGGUGCUCAACGCGGUGCGUGACCUCUACCCUGACCUUGAGACUGGUCUGACUCCAGAACUCGCGGCGGACUCCAUAGCUCGUGCUGAGAUGAUGCUUGAGAAUGCGUCCGAUCUUGAGCUUGAUGAAGACGGCUCGAAUCUGAAUGUGCGCAUCAUCAACCAGACUGGUCACAAGCUCCCGACUGGUUAUCCUGAAGGUCGCCGGAUGUGGAUCAAUGUCCGCUUCCUGGACGACAUGAACAACCUGGUUGCUGAGCACGGCGCGUACGACGAUUCGACCGCUGUACUCUCCACUGGCGACACCAAGGUCUACGAAGCGAAGCUUGGUGUUGACGCCGCGGUUUCAGCAGCGACCGGUAUCCCUGAGGGUGAGAGCUUCCACUUCGCCGCGAACAAUGUGUGGAUCAAGGACAACCGCAUCCCGCCUCGCGGAUUCACGAACGCCGGGUUUGAGUCUGUGCAAGCCGAACCAGUCGCGUACUCCUACAUGGACGGGCAGUACUGGGACGAUACCGAUUACGCGAUCCCUGCUGGUGCGACCAAAGCCGAGGUUCGUGUGUACUUCCAGCUUGUGAGCAAGGAAUACAUCGAGUUCCUCCGCGAUGAGAACGAUCAGACUGGUGUCGAUCCGAUGAAUCCGAGUACCGGCGAGAUCGCGUACGACCAGUGGGUGUUGCACGGCAAGAGCCCCAAGGUCGAGAUGGACUUCGCGAUGAUCGAGUUCAACGGCGGAUGUCCUGCGGACUUCACUGGUGAAGGCGAUCUCAACUUCCUCGAUGUCUCCGCAUUCCUCGUUGCGUACGGCAAUCAGGAUCCGAGCGCUGACCUUGUUGAGGAUGCAUCGUGGAACUUCCUCGAUGUGUCCGAGUUCCUGUCGCUCUACGCGCAGGGAUGUCCAUAA